UGAUCUGAUCUAAUACUAAUCUAAUGUAACGGACUGAAAAAAGCAAAAGCGCUAGCGCACGAGCUAAGAUACCGUCCACUAUUCGCUCUCUCUCUCUCUCUGUCUCUCUCUCUCUCUCUCUCCAUCCCCACAACGCAUUGAUAGAUCCUAUUCCUUUCUCCCACCAGAGUUCCGAGUGAUUCAAAAUCCCCGCACAAGCGUGCAGGGAUAAAAGAGGGAUGAGAGAUACCUAGCAACAAGGGAAAGUCCAAAUAAAGCUCGAGUUGUGGGUGUGUGAGGUGAGGAGAGAGAGAGAGAGAGAGAGAGAGAGAGAGCGCAUGCGUGGGAGAGUGGGAGGGAGGGGGGUAGGGGAAAGAAGCAGCUGCUCCUCGCGCGCGACUCUCGAAGCGCUCGCAUAAGCCGUUUUGCCGGUCGACUGCUUACCCUCCGCUACACAAAACAAAACCAAAACACAUGCUCCUCGAUCCCCUCAACCCCUCCUCCUCCUACUACUACUACUACUACUACUCGUCACUACUAACACUCAUAAUAAUAACUACCACUACUGCUGCUACUCCUUGUACCUCUACCACCACUGCUGCAUCUCCUCCUGCUGCUCUCUAUUUUUUCUCUCCUUCCUGUUAAUUAUUAUUAGCUCUUCUCAUUAUAAAGGAGCUAAUUAUUAUUAAUUAAGACUCUCUGCUUUGCUUUGCUUUGCUUGGCUGGGCCUUGGUUGGCUUGGCUUUGUGAAAGAAAUUAAUUAAGAAGAAGAAGAAGAAGGAAGGGAAUUGUAUAGGGAGGGAGGUAGAGAAGGAGGGGAUCAGAAGAGAUGAUUACGGUGUCGGAUUUUUACCACGUGAUGACGGCGGUGGUGCCGCUGUACGUGGCGAUGAUACUGGCGUACGGGUCGGUGAAGUGGUGGAAGAUAUUCUCGCCGGACCAGUGCUCGGGGAUAAACCGGUUCGUGGCGCUGUUCGCAGUGCCGCUGCUGUCGUUCCACUUCAUCUCGACGAACAACCCGUACACGAUGAACGUGAAGUUCAUCGCGGCGGACACGCUGCAGAAGCUGAUGGUGCUGGCGGCGCUGACGGCGUGGAGCCACCUGAGCCGGCGGGGGUGCCUGGAGUGGACCAUCACGCUCUUCUCCCUCUCCACCCUGCCCAACACGCUCGUCAUGGGCAUCCCGCUCCUCAAGGGCAUGUACGGGGACUUCUCCGGGAGCCUCAUGGUGCAGAUCGUCGUGCUGCAGUGCAUCAUCUGGUACACGCUCAUGCUCUUCAUGUUCGAGUUCCGCGGCGCGCGCCUGCUCAUCACCGAGCAGUUCCCGGACACCGCCGGAUCCAUCGCCUCCAUCGUCGUCGACUCCGACGUCGUCUCGCUCGACGGCCGCCGCGACGCCAUCGAGACCGAGGCCGCAGAUCAAGGAGACGGCAAAUUCAACGUCACAGUGCGCUCGCUCCAACGCUCGCGCUCCGACAUUACUCCCGCCGCUCCAUGGGCUUCUCCAGCAACCCCGGCACCCUCCAACCUGCAACGCGAACGCCGAGAUCCUUACUCGCUCCAGUCCUCGCGCAACCCCACCGCCCGCGCGGUCUCCAGCUUCAACCACCGCUUCUACUCAUGGUCGGCCGCAGCUCCAAACUUCGGCGCCGCCAGACGCCUACCCGUGGCCGGGGCGGCGGGCGCCUCCACCCCGCGCUCAACUGAGGACGACGGCCCGCCGCCGGCGCAGCCAGUGUCGCGGACGCACGACACGUACUCGGCGCCCAACCCCAACGCGUGUUCCUCGCACCGCCGGAAGCGCGCCGAGCGCGCCGCGCGCCGGCAGCCGAGACGGGCUCGGCGCGCGGCGCGGGCGGCGCCGGUGGGGUGAAGAGGCGAACGGGCUGCGACGGAGGACCGGGGGACGAAGACCUCCCCUUUGUGUGGAGCUCCAGCGCCUCCCGCCGUCUCCCGACAUCUUGGAAACAAUCCCUAUUACGGCAUCGCCGUCGCCGCCGCCGCGAACGACCCCGCCGCAGUCAAAGAAGUCAGGCUCGCCGUCUCGCCCGGCAAAAUGGAUCGACGGAAGGAGGGGGAGGAGUACGUGGAGAGGGACGACUUCAGCUUCGGGAACAGGGGGAUGAUGGAGAGGGACGAGGGCGGCGGCGGGGACGAGAAGACGCACGACGCGACGGCGGGGAAGGGCGGGGGGCUGCACGGGGCGACGGCGAUGCCGCCGACGAGCGUCAUGACGCGGCUGAUCCUGAUCAUGGUCUGGCGCAAGCUCAUCCGCAACCCCAACACCUACUCCAGCCUCAUCGGCAUCAUCUGGGCCCUCGUCUCCUUCAGAUGGCAUGUUGAGAUGCCUGCCAUUGUCUCGGGCUCCAUCUCCAUACUGUCGGAUGCGGGCCUCGGAAUGGCUAUGUUCAGCCUCGGGCUGUUCAUGGCGCUGCAGCCGCGGAUCAUAGCAUGCGGCAACCGCGUCGCGACAUUUGCCAUGGCCGUCCGGUUCCUCGCAGGCCCAGCCGUCAUGGCCGCCGCCUCCAUCGCCGUAGGCCUCCGCGGCAACCUCCUCCACGUCGCCGUCGUCCAGGCCGCGCUCCCUCAAGGCAUUGUCCCCUUCGUCUUCGCCAAGGAGUACAACGUGCACCCCGACAUACUCAGCACUGCGGUCAUUUUUGGGAUGUUGAUUGCGCUCCCCAUCACGUUGGUUUACUACAUUUUCCUUGGCCUGUAGUGUGUGCGUGUGUGUACAUCUCUUAAGUUUACUUUUUAACUCUUUUAUUAGAGCACAACAGAGGAGUCGUCGACCCACAGCAAGGCAAGGGGAGAGAGGAGGGGGAGGGGGAGGGAUUAAUUUAGGGUUUGGAAAAUGGAGUGGAUCGAGUAGCAAUUUCCCGCAGUUUGUGGAGAAUUAAGGAGGAAGAGAAUCGAUCCGGUUCGGACCUGAUCGCAGUUCAAUCGGAAGACGAUGUUGUAAAAUGAUGUGAUAUUUGAUCUUAGAGCUCUUGUUUCUUCCUUUUCCUCGAAUUCCGCUUUUCUCUUUNUUUUUUUUUUUUUUUUUUUUUUUUUUUUUUUUUGAGUCAUCAAAUGUUGCGCACGACAUGCAUCUUGUAGGAAAUUGCUCUGAAAUGUUUAUUAGUCUUAAUUAAUACUCUUUGCCCAUCA
This is a messenger RNA of Ananas comosus (pineapple), 3129 nucleotides long. Its product is annotated as probable auxin efflux carrier component 1c. The record is from RefSeq and is a predicted model, not a curated record. NCBI's taxonomy places the organism in Eukaryota, Viridiplantae, Streptophyta, Magnoliopsida, Poales, Bromeliaceae. Gene Ontology annotation, cellular component: endoplasmic reticulum; plasma membrane. Gene Ontology annotation, molecular function: auxin efflux transmembrane transporter activity. Gene Ontology annotation, biological process: auxin export across the plasma membrane; auxin polar transport.